UUCUACCGCGAAAACCACGUUCCGGAAUUCACGUGGGAAAUUCAAAACAAACGCGGUUUGACAGUUGCAGGUGAGUCAAGGGUUGAAUUAACUCAAGGGUUAUAUUUACACCGACCGGCACCGCGCGAAAUGUGCGGAAUAUUCUGCUAUUUCUGCAAGGACGAGAACCUUGCACGUGGCCAUACGAUUCUACAGACAUGUAUUCCACUGCUCUCAAAACGAGGACCGGAUGCAGAAGGACAACUUACGAGCGGGUCUCGCUUGCUGUUCUACGGUUCAGUUCUGUGGCAUCAAGGGUCAACCAUUUGCCAGCAACCGCUAGAGACCGACCAAACAGUGCUGGUAUUCAAUGGGGACAUAUUUCAAACGCGUGACGAUCCGGAAGAGAGCGAUACUCGAUGGUUGCUGAGGAAGAUCGAAGCGUGUCGUGAUGAGAACCAGUUGCGGCAGCUUUUUGGUCUGCUGCGAGGACCUUUCAGCUUGAUAUUUCUUCGAAAGCAAGAGCAGAAACUGUACUUUGCCCGGGACAGCAUCGGAAGGAAUUCGCUGCUCUUAGGCCGGAGUAUUGAUCUGGAAGAGAUCUUCAUCACAAGCGUUAGCGGCAAUCUCCAGCCAUCCCACAUGCUUCAUGAGCUGCCUCCUUGUGGACUGUACUGCGUUGAUUUUAAAGAAGACAUGAACAUAAGCUUGUUCCCUUGGGCCGACACCACGGAGGCGAAGCAGUUGAUCAGUACUUUGGUGAUAAACGAAGAAAUACUUUUGUACCCCUCUCAGUCUCUACAAGAAGAGAAGCCAACGUACAACUUUCCCGAAUUGCUACACGGAAAGGAACUUCACCCUGAUAACGCACACAAACAGCUGCUACAAUCAGCCGAAUUAAACAGUGUUUGCGAGCAUUUGCUAACUGCCCUACGUGCCUCGAUCAAAGAACGCGUCGUCAGUACGACGGGUUCGUGCAAAAACUGUCUCCAAACUGGAGCAGAUAGGUGCACGCAUCCGAAAAUAGGAAUUCUGUUUUCCGGGGGUAUCGAUUGCACCAUAUUGGCUCUUCUGGCGGACGAAGUCGUACCUUCGUCCACUGCCAUAGAUUUGUUGAACGUAGCGUUUGAGAAAGUGUGCCGAAAUCCGAAGCAAUCGAUGGCCCCUGUUGACUGGAAUGUACCAGACCGAUUAACGGGGAAAGAGUCGCUGGAAGAAUUGAGGAUACUACGCCCUAAAAGAAAGUGGAAUUUUGUGGAGAUCAAUGUGACUCGCAAAGAGUUGAACGCACAUCGGGAUACCAUUUCGCAGCUAGUCCAUCCCCUACAGACAGUCUUGGACGAAUCGUUGGGAGCGGCCUUCUGGUUUGCUUCGAAAGGUGUUGGUCGUGUAGAAGAGUUUCCCUAUAGCAGCCCUUGUCGAGUGCUGCUUCUGGGUUCCGGUGCCGACGAACUAUUCGGGGGAUACACACGACAUCGUGCUGCAUUCGAACGAACGUAUCGUUCAUGCCUCAAGGAAACCACUUCCGAGGCCAAUGCUAUCGAGCAGGCUUACAGUGCGCUGGAACAGGAACUGGAGCUGGACUGGCUGCGUUUACCGAGUCGGAACCUGGCUAGGGAUGAUCGAGUGAUCUCCGACAAUUGUGUUACACCUCGAACACCCUAUUUGCAGGAGGACUUUCUAGCGCACGUACACUCAUUGAAGGCCAAUCAAAGAUGUUACCACCGGUUGGAGGCUGGAAUCGGAGAUAAGCUGAUCUUACGACUGUGUGCCUACAAGCUGGGGCUCGUACGGGCCUGUGGGCUGAAAAAACGUGCUCUCCAGUUCGGUUCGAGGAUAGCCGACCGUCAUCAAAACGCUAAGGAUAAUUCCACAUUCCUAACCAGUGGCGGACCUGAGUAACGGAUUUUUUUUAAUCUGUGUCAUCCGCGCGACCGAAUU
Messenger RNA from Anopheles darlingi, 1920 nucleotides. RefSeq names its product asparagine synthetase domain-containing protein CG17486. NCBI's taxonomy places the organism in Eukaryota, Metazoa, Arthropoda, Insecta, Diptera, Culicidae. Gene Ontology annotation, molecular function: asparagine synthase (glutamine-hydrolyzing) activity. The transcript has 6 exons. Bases 130 to 1881 code for a protein of 583 amino acids. The record is from RefSeq and is a predicted model, not a curated record.